This is a messenger RNA of Betta splendens (Siamese fighting fish), 3087 nucleotides long. Its product is annotated as mothers against decapentaplegic homolog 4-like. The transcript has 12 exons. The record is from RefSeq and is a predicted model, not a curated record. Gene Ontology annotation, cellular component: heteromeric SMAD protein complex. Bases 320 to 1900 code for a protein of 526 amino acids. Gene Ontology annotation, molecular function: I-SMAD binding; RNA polymerase II cis-regulatory region sequence-specific DNA binding; DNA-binding transcription factor activity, RNA polymerase II-specific. Gene Ontology annotation, biological process: regulation of transcription by RNA polymerase II; anatomical structure morphogenesis; cell differentiation. Lineage: Eukaryota; Metazoa; Chordata; Actinopteri; Anabantiformes; Osphronemidae.
GGCUCUUUGACUACAGGAGAAACUACUCGGCUGUUGACUUAACGGAAGUGUACCAGUUUAAGAUUGUAUUGCUUUGAUGUUGGAUUUAAACGCCUAAAGCUGGUGUCCACUGUCUGUCUCACUAUCCAAGUUUACAGAACAUCAGCUGACUUCCUGUUAUGUCUGGGCACUCGGGGGAGGGUGACGCAGCCGCCCCCCCCCCCCCCCCGCUGGUAGCAGGGACUCGCAGUGGAUCACAGCUCUCACGUCUCGAGGAGGGACAGACUGUCUCCGUCCCUUUCCUGACCUGUCUGUCUCUCAGGCUGGACCUGUCUGAGUGAUGUCGAUGCUCGGCCCCGCCCCCACCAGCGGCGACGCGUGUCUCAGCAUUGUCCACAGUCUGAUGUGUCACCGGCAGGGAGGGGAGAACGAGGGCUUCGCCAAGCGGGCGAUCGAGAGUCUAGUGAAGAAGCUGAAGGAGAAGAAGGAUGAGCUGGACUCGCUCAUCAUGGCCGUCACCACCAAUGGAGUCCACCCCAGCAAGUGUGUCACCAUCCAGAGGACGCUGGACGGACGGCUGCAGGUCGCCGGGAGGAAGGGUUUCCCUCACGUCAUCUACGCCCGUCUGUGGCGCUGGCCUGACCUUCACAAGAACGAGUUGAAACACGUCAAGUUCUGCCAGUUCGCCUUCGACCUGAAGUACGACAGCGUGUGUGUGAACCCCUACCACUACGAGAGGGUGGCGCCCCCCCCCUGCUCAGGUCCUCAGCCUCUGAUAAAGGAGGAAUUCAUCCAGGACUGUCUGCAGGAAGACCCACCGCCCCUCCCCAACCCCUACACGCAGCCCCAGCCUGCUGCCACAUAUCCCAGCAUGCCUCUGUCUCCUCCAGGCUUCAGGUCUGUGACUGCAGCUGCUUCGGAGGGAGGCGUUGAAAGGGCCCACCCCGACGGACCUGGCCUCUUUCAGAUCUCCCUGCCUCAUAGGCAUGUGGGUCAGGCCUCCCCUCCUCCCCCCACCUCCCCACACCAGCAGAGCCCCGACUACAGUAGCCUCCCCAGAACCGCAGCCACCUGGACAGGUACCAGCCUGAGUGGGCGGAGCCACCAGCCUUCGUUACAUCAUCAUCACCAGCAGGCUCCCAGCGCACACUUCUGGUCCCAGCAUCACAGUACGGCCCCAUAUCCUCAGCCGGUGUCCAACCACCCAGCUUCUUUUUGCUUUCCAGGUCCAGACUUCUGGUGCUCCAUCUCAUACUUUGAGCUGGAUGUUCAGGUUGGAGAAAUGUUUAAGGUCCAGUCAAGCUGCCCUCUGGUGACUGUGGAUGGAUAUGUGGAUCCUUCAGGGGGAGAUCGUUUCUGUUUGGGACAGCUGAGCAAUGUCCAUCGCACUGCAGCCAGCCACCGGGCCAGGCUCCACAUCGGCCGGGGGGUUCAGCUGGAGUGUCGGGGGGAGGGGGAUGUGUGGAUGCGUUGCCUCAGCGACCACUCUGUGUUUGUACAGAGUUUGUACCUGGACCGGGAGGCCGGCAGAGCACCUGGAGAUGGAGUUCACAAGAUCUAUCCUGGAGCUUACAUCAAGGUGUUUGACCUGCGACAGUGCCACAGGCAGAUGCAGCAGCAGGCGGCAGCGGCUCAGGCAGCUGGGAGUCAAGCUGCUGCAGUUGUCGGUGCCGUUCCGGGUCCGAACAGCGUGGGAGGGAGCGGCCCGGCUGUCGGUGUGUGCUCAGCUGCAGGUCUGGGGGUGGACGACUUGCGCAGGCUGUGUAUCGUGCGUCUGAGCUUCGUUAAAGGCUGGGGCUGCGAUUACCCACGGCAGAGCAUUAAAGACACCCCAUGCUGGCUGGAGGUUCACCUGCACCGAGCACUGCAGCUGCUUGACCAGGUGCUGCACUCGCUGCCACAACAGGAACACACACUGUGACGUUGUACGCUUUAGACCACCAACCAACCACUUUCCUCCUGUCGGUCGAAUCACCCGAGCAGAAACAUGCAAUGGUCUGUACUCUGAUGUCCUCUGUGUGGAGGAACGUCAAAGACACAUCUGACAGGUCUAAGUAGAGAAGGACAAUGAACAACUUGAUCACUGUUUGAGAUGCUUUUGCACCCACAACACCUUAUUUUUUUAAGUUCUGUCCGUCCAGCUUCUAAAGCCAAAUGACUGAACAGCUACAACUGAAAAGCCUUUUUUCAUUCCAGCAUGUAUAAACACAGCUAAUGUACAAUCAUCAUUUAUUCUGAGGGUUUUACUCUAACACAUUUAUUAUUACCGUACUCAUGUGGGACAGCUUGUAGUUCAGUGUAUUUAUACAGCACAGCUCCAGUUCACUCGUAUCUCAAGGCACUUUACAAUGUGAUAAUUUAACCCCCUAUAAAACACAAGAAUACAACAAUACAGAGUUGAACAGAAAACCAACUAAGCAGCACCAGAAGACAGGAGAAGCAGAACCCUGAGAGGCCAUCUGCUUUGUGGUGAGGAGAGAAAGGACAGUCAGCAGCAGUCAGAACACAGGCAGCAACUGCGAAAACACAAAACCUUAAUUAAUAUCAUGUUUUUCUUCCACCUACAAUCAAUGGAAAUUGUUUAUUGUAACAUUUAUGAGCUAACAUGUACAGUAUGCAUAUGCCACUGGUUCAAAUGUUACUCGGUGACACGGUACGGGAUGACUCCACACUCUGUGGCAACAGUGGGAGCAUGUCCAGUCGCUCUAUGAGCAUCACAAGCCAUGAACUUACCUGAAAACUACUGAAGCUGGAACAGGGCUGUGGCACAAACCCUUUUAUUACAGUUGAUGUUAUGUACAGUAGAUGCACAGCCUCUGCAGGAAAACACGUUAAAACGUAACUUUCAUUACAAACUGUUACAUAGCAGUAAUCACCAGUUGCUUCUGCUAACAAUGUUUAUCUUGGCCUGAGUCAAGUGACCCUUCAACUACUGGACCACAGGCGCUUGUAAGAUUUGUGUUUAUUGUUUUGUUGAACUGUUCCCAUACAAUGCUAAAUGUUAACCAACAAUGGGUUACGUUCAUCGUCACUUUUUAAACGUUUUUAUACCAAAAAGUAUUGUAAUAUCUGCUCUUUACUCUGAUUAAACUUUUAGCUUCUUUCGUU